Molecule: messenger RNA, 4954 nt
Organism: Microplitis mediator
Lineage: Eukaryota; Metazoa; Arthropoda; Insecta; Hymenoptera; Braconidae
Product: nuclear cap-binding protein subunit 3-like
Exons: 3
Coding region: 95-1768 (557 amino acids)
Cellular component (GO): cytosol; nucleus
Molecular function (GO): mRNA binding; RNA 7-methylguanosine cap binding
Source: RefSeq, a predicted model, not a curated record
AGUUUAUUAACCUAAAAUAAUUAUAAACGCUCUUUUUAAUUAAUGAAUUAUAAAUAAACGUUAAAAAAAAUUUUAUUAUAAUAAUAAUUUAAAAAUGGCACAAGUUUUUGGACCCAUGGAUACUGAUUCCUAUAAUGAACCAGAUGACGUAAAUACAGACUUGGAUACUUUGAUAGAAAAACGUAAUUUAUUAGGAAAUUCAAAUUUGCAACCUAGAUAUGAAAAUAAAGCGGCGGGUACAUUUAUGACAGGAAUUGAUAUAUUUAGUAAAGAGGAGCAACAGAAGCUUGGAGAACGUGCUAAACGUUUUGGUAUAAAAGAAAAUCCUAAACAAAUAGAUGUUGAGGAUGAGGGAGAAUUGUACGAGAGUAUGGGAGUCGGUGAGAGUGAAAGUGCCAAGUACACGAGAUUUAAUGCUUUGCAUAUGAGAGGAACUGAUGAAAUGAGCACGCAAGAUGUAUUUGAUUAUUUUAAAGACUACGCGCCGGCUUCAAUUGAGUGGAUUAAUGACGUGUCUUGCAAUGUCGUCUGGUUGGAUAAAGUAUCCGCUGCCAGAGCUCUGAUAGGUUUGUCUAAGAAAAUUGUUGGAUCUAAAGAAACGCAGCUCAAGGAUGAGCAAGAUGACGCGAUGGAAGGACUGGCUGAUAAAACUACAAACUCGAUUGAUGUCAAAGCCAUUGAUUUUCCUCUGCCACCCGGAGUCUGGCGCAAAGGUGUCGAGUGUCCAAAGUCCAAGACUAUUUUGUUGAGAUUCGCUACUUCUUCGGAUAAAAAGCAAGCCAAUGCUGAAAAACUCAGUGAGUAUUAUAAGAAACACGGAAAUCCAAAUUAUGGAGGCAUAAAGGGAAUUUUGACGCAGUCGCGUAAGCGGAAGUACAAAGAUGAUAAGACCAGCAAGUGGCAGGAUGAUGAAUUGGGGAGCAAAGAGGGAUUUAAAAAUCCCUGGGGUACUUUGUCUGAAGAAUGGGGGGUCCAGGAUCCUGUGGAAGUUUAUCAGAUUCGUCCAGUUGGUGUUGCUCCAGAACGCACAGGAAUAAAAGAGCGCCUGGGAUUCAAACCCAAGGAAGUGGUAAAAACGAAGGUUGAGGAAAAAUCGACGAGUGGGAGCGAGAGUGACAGUGACGAUGGCUGGAAUAAAAGAAAUAAAGUUAUGAGAAUGAGGAUGCAUGCUGAUGAUGAGGAGGAAAAGGUCCAGAAAAAAAGGUUGAAGCAGAUGGCUCAGAAAAUGCAAGAGAAAAUAUCUGGGACUGACUUGAGAUCGCGGUUAGGACGCAGUAAACCUACAGUUUAUCACGAACCCAUUCGAGUUACAGUCACUAAUCCUGAGUACAGUAAAAAUUUACAUUUAGAGGAAUCAGAAGAGGAGGAAGUUGAGGAAGUCGAGGAGGAGGUAGAAGAAGUCGAAGAGGUUGAUGAAGAUGAGGCUGAAGUUAGUCAAGUUGAAGAUAAAGAGGAAGGAGAGUGGGAAGAUGAAGAAACGGCACAAGAACCUGAAGAAUCUGACAGUGAUAGCAGCUCCGAUCUUUCGGAAAAAGAAGUUCAAGGUCCCAAAGGAAGUGUUAUAAAAGUUAUCACACGUCCGAAGCCUACUGUUGCUUCUACUGUUUGGGCGAGACUAAAUCAAAAUGAAAAACGUACCGAGAGGACGGAAGUGAAAAAUGUCAAAGGCGACUUGAGAUCUAGACUCGGUUAUCACAACAGAGGCCGAUCUCCACUGAGAAUAGAAGUUAAGAACGACAAGUACGGGCAAGACAGCGACUCUGAAUGAUGACAACGAUAUCACUGACAUAUAUAUAGAUAACUUUAAUUAAUAGUUUUAAGUUAAAUGACCAGGCAAAUAAUUUUUCUACAAUAAAGUUGCCUAAUUCUUUUUUGAUUCGAUUUAUUUUAAAUUAUAAUUAUAAUAAUAAUAGUAAUAAUACUAAUAAUAAAAUAGCAAUAAAUUGAUAUUGAGGAGGUUGGGAAACAAUGAAACUUUAAUUACCGGCCAAUAAAGCCUUUUUUUAUUAGGACAAUAAUACUUUUAAGUCAUUAUCUUUUUAUCUUCAAUACAUUAAUAAUUAUUUUUUUUUUUUAAAUACAUACACAUUUACAUUUAUUAACGAACACUUGACAAAAAAGAUAAUUUAUUUAUUUAUAUUUAUAUUUAUUAGUAAUUUGUUUUUUAAAACUUGGGCAUCUGAAAUUUGUGCCUUUUAACGUGUACGAUUUUUUAAAUUUAAUUUUAUAUUUUUAGCUACAUUCAUAGAUUGUUACAAAUAUUUUAAUUCAAACGUAGCAUAUAAAUUUGAUAAUUAGUACUAAACGAAAUCCUAGUAAAAACAUGAUAAUCAUUAUAAUUACACGGAAAAAUUACAGUUUCAAUUAUCAGAAAAAUCCCUCUACUUCGAAACUAUAAAAAUUACAUUAUUCCUGAGACACAGUAAUUAUUACAGUUUCAUAUGAGACUUUUCCAGUCCUCAAUAAAGUUUCAUUCAACUAAAAAUAUAUUAGAAACUGUAAGAUUUAGUAUAUAUAGGGUAGAAGUAUUUGUGGCCAUUUAAUACUUAAUUUUAAUUCAUGAAAAAAUAUAAAAGAAAAAUUCCAUUCUAAUACAGUAAAAAAAAUGUCUUUGAACGAAUUAAAAAAAUUAAUGUCAUUGCGUAUUUUAAAAAUUGUUUUAUUUAAAUUUCUAAAUGGCCUCGAUUAUUACACCCGUGUAAAAAAAAUUAGUUCCAAAAAGAUUCCAAAAAAGUUCUGCAUGUGGAACUUCUAAACAUGAGACAGAUUAGAACUUCAAAUGGAACUUUUUUGGAACGUUAGUAAUUUUGAUGGUAAAAGAAAAGUUUUUAUGAGCAAAUUUAGAGUAAAAAAAGACGUUCUUGGAACUUUUUUUGAAUUUUUUAUCGACAUUUUUUUAGUUCUAUAAAAAAUUCAAAAGUAGUGAUUUUUGAACAAUUUUAGCACGUUUCUAGAAAGUCUUUAGUCUACCAAAGAUGAAAAAGAAGUGAUUUUGAAAUGUUUUGGGAUGCCUUUAUUUAGUCCAUAAAAAAGUCAAAAGUGGUGAUUAUGGAACUUUUUUGAAAUGUCCAUAUAAAAUUUCAAAAAAUUUCCAAGAACGUCCUUUUUUGACUAUAAAUUUGCUCAUAAAAACUUUUUUUUUUACCAUCAAAAUUACUAACGUUCCAAAAAAAAUCUAUUCGAAGUUCUAAUCUGUCUCAUGUUUAGAAGUUCCACAUGCAGAACUUUUUUGGAAUCUUUUUGGAACGAAUUUUUUUUACACGGGCAGUGGUAACUAUAAUACUUUUUUUAUACGAGGGCCCUGUUUUCGCACUAAAAACUGUAAUUUUUCCACUGCUUUUCUUUCCGUGUAUUAAAAUUGUGCUAAACAAUCAACUGAUUUUGAUAUUCUGUCUGCUGUAGUAAUUAAAUAAAAUUUUAAUGAUCUCUCUCUCACGCACACAAGCUUCGCUACAAAAAUCUACUUAGUCUUGAUCAAAAAUGGAGAUUUAAAUUUUUAUUAAAUAUAUAUUUAUAUGAUUGAAUAUUGACAUGGGAUAUUAAAUAAUAAUUAUAAACAUUUGUUAUUACAAUUAAUUAAAGGUACUCAAGUUAAAUUUGAUCAUUGACUUGCUACUUUCGUUUCUUUUUUACACUAAUAAAGCUUACAAUAAGCGUUAUUAUUAUUUUUAUUUUUAUUAACUCUCACAUUUUAAAACUAUUUUACUCACAUGUUCGUUUUUUUUUUAUUUUACUGACAACAAUUUUUAAAUAUCUGAACUUUAGUGGUUUUUUUUUUAAAUUUAUUUUUAUUUAUCAAUAAUCAAUACUAUCCAUUUAUUUAUUUAUUUUAAAAAGAAAAGUUCCGAGUAAUAAAAGAUUACGAAGGCAGCACGUUGGUUUAGUCUUAACGAGAUGUUAUAAUUAUUGUUUUUAAAUAACUUUUAUAAUUUUAUUUAUCAAUAAAAACCUUUUAAAAUUCUAUGAAUGCAGCUGGAUUAAUAAAAUAAUUAUUAACAAUUAUUUUAUUUAUUCAAUGGAAGAUUAUUCGGAGUAUUAUCCGUUUACGAUAAAACAUUACUUUUUAUUUUAAAUUUUAAAUCCGUAAGAGAAAAAUCUCGAUAUGAUUUUGCAACAACAAAUACACAACAUUGUGUUUUUUUUUUAAGUAUAUUAGGCCAGAUAUAUCGAUACAAUUUAAUAAUUAUCGCUCUUAAAUAAUAAAAUUAUUAUUAUUUUAUUAACGGUUCGCUUUGAGCGAAUAAUUAUCGCACGAGUAACUCGAUAAACGCGAGAAUAAUCACCGUCAUCUUUAGUAUUUAUAAAUAUAUAUAUAUAUAUACAUAUAUAUAUUUAAUAAAUAACCUUGCGAGCGAUUAUUAAUUUAAAAAAAUUUUUUUUUAAAAUAUACGGAAACUCUCAAGUUUUACUGGAAGAACACGAAUAAUUUAAAUAAACAAACUGCAAAAUAAUAAAUCUCUUGAUAGCCGACGCAAAAUUUCAUUUUUCUUCGUUUAUAUAUAUAUAAUAAUAAUAAUAAUGAUAAUAAUAAUAAUAUAAUAUUUAUAAUUUACAUUAACAAGAUAAAUUUACAAUAGCUUGCGCGAUUAUUUGUAAAUAUGGAAUUGAAUAAUGGAAAUAGCUAAAAACUGCUCUAUAUCGUUUUCUCUCACACAAUUAUUUAUCUCAAACGAUUAUUAUUAUUAAUAAUAAAUCUCUUGUUACACACGCAUUCACACAUCCGAUGAUAUCGAGGCAUCUCUUUGGAUAAAACUUGACGCUUGAGUCAGCAGUUACAUUUAAAAUUUUUAAAAUAUACAUAUAUCUAUAUAUAUAUUUAUUUAUUUAUUAUUUAAUCAAUAAAAUAAAUAAAAUAGUCCUUGGAUCAUCGAAAAUGCAAAUAAAUGUCCCAGCGACAAGAGUAAAUUGUUGAUAAAUGCCAACACUUUAAUUAAAUUCAUAAUUUUUUUUUUUU